AUGGCGUCGACGGUGGACGCGCCGCCGUACACGUUCGUGGCGAAGACCGCGAGGGUGUCGUGGGACUCCGUCCUCGACUUCGACGCGACGCCGUUCACCAACGGCACGGACGUCUCGCCCAGGGAUUUAAACGCGCUGGAUAACUUGGCGCGACGCCUGGAGGAAGCGAAGAUCGAGCCGCAGACGGGCGUCGAGGCCGCGAACGCGGCGGUGAACCUCGCCAAGCUCGCGAGCAUCCUGCAGCUCUCGAGCGAGUACCAGGCGAUGCGCGCGGAGGCGCGUCGGACGCUCCCAGACCUCCAAGCCGCGGUCGCGAAGAAGGACGAGGAGCUCGACAUGAUGGACGAGCAGAUGGAGGUGAUGGAGCAGCGCGGCGGCCGCUCCGACCCGCGUCUCGAGGCGGAGAACGAGGAGCUGAAGAUUCGCGCCGAGCAAGCGGAGCGACGCCUCGCGGAACAACGCGACGAGCUCGCGGUGACGCAAGAGCAGCUCGACCGCGCGAAGCGCGACGUGCGAGACGAGAAGUCCAAGACGGAGGUGGCGCUCCAAAAGGCGAAGCACGCGGAGGACGACGUGAAGGAGCUCGUGGAGCAGAUCGCCGCGGAGAGACAGAAAAACGUUCGCGCCGCGAAGGACGACAGCCUCGCGGGCUCGCGCCUCCAACAGAGGAACCAAGACGUCGCGCGGUACCAGAAGGAGAACAAGCUCCUCGCGGACGAGAACGAUAGGAUGAACAUGCGGAUCGAGGACCUCAUGGCUGAGUGCGUGGAGAUGAGCGAGACGAUCGUGAAGCUCGACGACGCCGCGCAGGCGUGGCGAGGGCGAGAGGCGGACGUCGAAGCCGCCGCCGACGGCUUGCGACGCGAACGCGAUAAGCUCGCCGCGCAGCUCGAGACGACCAAGAUGGACCUCGAAGAGCGCACGCACCUGCUGCAGGAUCUGGAGAUCAAGUUCAAGGAGGAGUACGAGCGGUUCGAGCGCGAGAAGGAGGAUCUGAUGAUCGACGCGAAGCGCGCGAGGCACGGCGAGGGCGUCGACGGCGCGCGCGGGUUCGACGCCGGCUCCGGCCGAUCCGAUCUCGUCUCGCCGCGACGCCGGAUGCAGAUCACGCGCGACCCUCGACGCCCCGCGAACCCGGACGACCCGCGGUACGUGGAAGACCUCGAGGCUGAGGUCGCGGAGCUGCGCGAUCUGCGCGUGUUGCUCCUCGAGGCGUACGACCAGCUGGAACACGACGUCGGACGCGAGAUCGACAUCGCGUUGAAGCGGCAACGACGCCAGCACGACGCGCUGCACGAUAAGCUCGCCGCGCAGGACGAAGCGCUGGACAUCGAGACGAAGCGGUUCCGAAGCAUCGACAAGGAGCUGACGCACGCGCAGGAGGACCUCGCGGAGGCGAACGAGCGGUGCAAGAAGUACGAGGCUGGGGUGUACGGCUUAUCGGACGCGAUGCGAGACUUGAAACAGACGCGGCUUCGCGUGCGCGCGGCGGACGCGCAGGUGGAGGACGCCGUCGCGCUGUCGAAUCAGCUCGGACGGAAGGUGGAGGACCUCAUCGAAGAGACGCGGUACUUGCGCCAGAAGGCUGGCAUCCCCGAGGACGCGACGUUGGACCUCGGCGGGUUCAAGCUCAAGUCCCAGGUUGAGUCGGCGCAGAUGCGCGCGCUCAACGCGCAGCUCGAACGCGAGGUCGCGGACCUCGAGGAAGACCGCCGGCGCCUGCGGAACGAGCUUCGGUACCGAGCGAAGUGGCAGGGCGAGCACGCCGCGCGUCUCGGCCUCUCCGCGCGGCAGCUCGGGAUGCUCGAAGAGUACGCAGACGCGUUGCGAUACGGCGACGACGCGCUCUUCAACGACGCCGACGACGCGGGGAGUCAUCCGGGCUUCCGGGCGUCGCAGGGCAUCGGCGCGCGCGCGAUUCGCGAGCUCGAGGACGCGAACAAGACGCUGCAGCAGCGCCUCGCGGAGGCGCUGGACCGCCUGCAGAGAGGCGAGACGGGCGCGGGCGGCAUCUCGAUGCCGCUCAUCGCCGCCGGGUCGUACGGCGGCGGCGACCACUCACAAGUCGCGGAGCUGCAGUCGCAGCUCGCGCGCGCGCGCGCGGAGAUUGUUCGACUCGAGGACGGAUACAACGUCGCGAUGAUGCGCAGCAGCGUGCAGGGCGCGCUCGUCGGAUCGGGCGGCGGAGGAGGAGUCGCGUCCGUCGCGGCGUCGCCCGCGGCGGCGGCGCGCGCGCCGGAUUCGCCGCCGAGAGGCGCGGCGACCGCCGCCGCCGCCGCCGCCGCCGCCGCGCCGGGCGCCGCCGUCGACGCGUCCGCGUACGCGGAAGCGCUCGAGACGAUCGACCGCCUGCGCGGCGAGAGGAACGCGCUGCACGCGCGAGCCCGGUCGCUGCAGAGCAUGAUCGACGCCGCGCCCGCCACGAUGGGCGUCGGCGCCUCCGGCGUCGUCGCCGGCGUCGGCGGCGCGGACUACGGCGCGUCGACGGACGUGCAAAAGAUGCGCGAGGAGUGCGUCGCCGCCGACCGCGCGCUCGCGGGCGUCGUCGCCGAGCUCCAGACGAAGGAGCGCGAGCUCGACGAGCUCGCGCACGAGACGGCCAAGUACAAGACGGGCAUCGCGGAGCUCCAGGCUGUUCGCACGGCGUUGUACCGCGAGCACGUGCGCGCGAGAAACGCGUGGAGCGAAGAGCGCAAGACGCUGCUCGAGCGCGCCAAGCGCGCCGAGACGGAGGCGGAGGCGAACCGCAUCGAGGCCAAGGACGCGACCGCGCUGUGCGAGCGCCUGAAGCCCGGCGCGGAGAGCGGUCUGAAGGAGGCGCUCUCCGCCGCGCACUCUCGCCUCGCCGUGCUGCAAGUCCGCGAGGUGCGCCUCUCGAGAGCGGUCGAGGCGGCCACCUCGGCGGAGGCCUCUUUCCGCGCGGAGAAGGAGGAGCUCGAGAUCGACGUCCAAGAGAUGUCGAGAGCGUGCCAAGAGCGCCUCGCGUUCCACGAGCGCCGCGCCGCGGAGGCGGAGCUGCGCGCCGCGCGGUGCCAACGCGAGCUCGACCUGUGCGUCCCGCGGCCCGAGCACGCGGCUGUCGUCGACGCGAACCGCGCGCUGCAGGUGCGCUUCAAGGAGCUCCUCGAGACGCGCGUCAAGAGCGCCGUGUCCUCCGCGCAGCUCAAGGCGGCGCAGGAGGACGCGGUGACCGCGCGCGCGCAGGCGGACGCCGCGAGCGCGGCCAACGCGGCUGCGCAGAAUCGCGUCCGCGAGCUCUCCGCCGCGCUCGACGACGCCGCGGACCGCGCGGGGCGCGAAGGCCUCGCCGCGUCCGCGGUGGAGCUCCGACGCGAGGUGGCGGAGACGCGCGCGGAGCUCGAGGCGUCGAAGCGCCUCGCGGACCUCGCGAAGCGCGAGUCGGAGCGGCUGACGGAGUCCAAGGCGGACCUCGAGAGCGCCGUCCUCGGGCUCGAGCACCAGGCGCGUUCUAUACAACACUGGUCCCCAUACGACCGCGUUGGCGUGCUCGCGGAGGCCAAGGCGCGCGUGCACGAGGCGCAAGAGGCGGAGCGAAAACACCUGUCGCAGCUCGCCGUCGCCGUGAGCGAGGACAAGCACCGCGCGGAGAUGGAAGCGGUCGCCGCCGCGGAGGACGAGGCGGCGCGUCUGCGCGCGGAGGUUGUGCGCGCGGAGGAUCGCGCCGCGCGCGCUGAGACGGAGCUGGGACGGAAAAACGCCGCGCACGCCGCGCGAGACGCGGAGCUUCUGCAGCUUCGCUCCGCGGUGCGAGACAUGGAGCGGCGGUCCGACGCCGCCGCCGCGCUCGCGCGCGCGAACGAGGACGUCGUCCGGCUCAAGGGCGGGAACGCGCAGCUCAAGCACCAGGUGCAGGUGGCUGAGGCGGAGGCGGAUCGGCUCCACGGCGACUGCCUGCGUUUACACCGCCGCGCGCAAGUGCAGGAGAAUCGCCUCUACGGCUUACGCGAGGACUCGAGAGGGCUCAUGCAAGCGCAGGAGGCUGCGCUCGCGAGGCUCGAGACCGCGGUCGCGGGGAGGGUCGACUUGUCCGAGGCGGAGAAGUGGGAGCGCGCGAUUUUGGACCUCCGCAAGGGUGCGGAGCGACGCGAGGAGUUGCUGCGACGCGCGCAAGAGACGCUUCGCGGCGCCGCCGAGCGCGCGCGCGCCGCCGAGCUCGAGCUCGCGUCGCUCAAGAAUAUCGAUCGCGUCGCGAGAGAACACGACGGCGGGUCUCCCGACGCGGCGAUGCGCGAAAUUCGCAAGCUGUCCGACGAGCUCAUGCGCGCGAAGCUCGCCGCGGCGAGGGCGGAGCGCGCGGCGAAGCAGGCGAACGAUCGCGCGGAAUACCUCGAGACGAGGGAGCGGGAACGCGAGCUGGAGACGCGUCAGAUGGAAGAGCGCGCGCUCAUCGACAAGAGAGCGGACGCGGACCGCGCGGAGGAAUUCUCGAGGAAGGUUCGAGAGCUCCAGCGCGAGAUUCUCACCGCGCGGAACGUCGGCGUCGGCGACGCGAAGAAGGACGGCGCGAACGCGAGCGCGACGGCGACGGGCGCCGCCGACGCCGACGACGCCGACGCGGUGCUCGCCGCGCCGCUGCCGCGUCGCCGCGCGAACGCGGAGGCGCUCGCCGCCGUCGGCGCCGCCGCCGCGGUCGGCCUCCAACCGGGCGCGACGUCCAUGGAGACCCAGCGCAUGGUCCUGCGACAGAUCGAGGCGAUUCGCGCGCUGAAACUCCGCGCGACGGAGGCGGAGGCGAAGUGCGCGAGGGCGACGGAGGAAGCGCGCGCCGCCGCCGCCGCGGUUCAGAACGCGGAGAACGAGCGCGACGCGGUGCAGCGGCGCCUCGACGCGACGAUCGCGGCUGGGACCGGCGCGGACGGAGAGCACGGGACCGGCGCUACCGGCGACGACUCCGCGGUCGCGCAGGUCACCGCGGUGGCGCAGGCGACCAUCGCGCGGCUGCAAGAGCUCGUCGGGGAGAAAAACGCCGCGUUGACGCGCGCGCAGGCGGCGAUGUCGGACCUCCGCGCGGACGCGCUCUCGAAGCAGGACGAGGACCGGCGGACGAUCGAGAAGCUGAACGACCUGCUGUUCAAGCAGGACCAGCACAAGAUCGACGCGAUGAAGGAGCAGCUCGAGUACGGCGGCGUCCUCGGCGGCGGCGGCGGCGGCGGCGGCGGCGGCGGGAGGACGCCUUCCAAAUCCGGCGCCGGCGGCGGGCGCGGCAAGUUCGCGGACAAGUCCCACGAGCAGCUCCUCGCGCUCCUGUCCGAGCGCGAGCAAGCGAUCGAGGUGCUCACGCAGCGGUUCGAGCAGCAGCGCGCGAGGCACGAGGUGUCCGAGGCGCGCUUGCUGGCGCGCGCGCAGCAGAAGGAGGGCGAGAUGGACAGAGUCGUCGCGGAGAUUGACCGCGAGCGCGCGCGCGGGCCGUCACGCGUCCUCGAGACGCUCGUCGCGCGUCUCAAGACGCAGCUCGCGCAGAAGGACAAGAGGCUCGCGCAGCUCAAGGAGGCGAUCCGCGAGCUCGAGAAGAAGCUCGUGGAGGCGAUGCAGAAGCAGGCGGACGGGUCGAUCGCGCGCGCGGAUCAGCGGAUGACGGAGGUUGAUCAGUUCAAAGCCGAAGGCGCGGACAAGCGCGCGUCGACGCUCGCGGCGCAGCUCAAGCGCGCGCGCGAGGAGCUCGCGACCGCGAAGGAGCGCGAAGCGCUGUGGGCCGAAGAGCGCGCGCGGUUGGCCGCGGAGGCUCGCGCGGCGCGCGAGACGGCCGCGAAGGCGGCGCGCGAGGCUGCCGUCGCGCGCUCCGCGGCGGAGCGCACGAGGGCGCAGUCGUCGUCGCGCGCUGCCGCGGUCGCGGUCGCCGACCGCGCCGCCGACCGUCGCGACGACGACGGCGUCGACGGCGAGGUCAUCGAGCGGCUGUCGCGGCAGACCGCGGACGCGGCGGCGAACGCGGCGGCGGAGCGCGAGCGCGCGGAGGAGCUCGAGAAGCGCGUCGCGGUGCUCAAGACGCAAAACGAAAAGCUCAACAAGCUGCUGCGCGCGGAGCGCGAGGAGUCCGUCGCGAUCAGGAGCGGGCGGCCCGCGGAACGGUCCUCGGUCUCGGUCUCCGCGGCGACGCGCGGGGAGAACGAGCCGCCGAGCGGCGGCGCGAAGGAGUCCGCGGAGGAGACGCGGCGGCGCGAGGAGACGCUGGCGCGCUGGGAGGAGGGGGUGAAGCUUCGAAAAAAGGCCGAGUCGCUCGCGAAGAAGCUCGCGACGCGGACGCGCGAGGCGGAGGAAGCGGACAAACUCGCGAACAAACGCCUGGAUUUACUCAACGAGCUCGCGAAAGAGAAGACCGCGCUGCAAUCGCGCGCGGCGAAGCUCGCGGAGGACGUCAAGAGAGGCGCCGGCGGCGGCCCCGACGCCGCCGCCGCGAAGGAGCUCGCGGAUGAAAACGAGGCGUUGCACCGCGAGAUCGCGUCGCUGCAGCGCGUCGUCGAGGUCGACCAAGCCGCGGAGAUCGCCAAGCUGAAGCGCCGCCUCGCGGAUACCCCCGCGCCCGCCGCCGCGGCGACGACGACGACGACGGGGCGCGGCGUCACCGGGGACGAGCUCGACGCCACGGCGCGCGCCGCCGCCGAGCAGAGAGUCCGGACGCUCGAGGGCGAGCUCCUCGCGAAGGACGACGCCGCGCUCGGUCUGCGCUUCGAGGCGGAGCAGUCGCACGCGCGCGCGGAGCGUCUGCAGCGGCGUCUCGACAGGCUCUUCCGCGGCGAGCGCGAGCGCGACGGCGGCGACGGCGCGUCCGGCGUCGCCGCGGCGACGCGACGCGCGCGCGAGCUCGAGGACGUCGUGGAGGCUUUGAAAAAAGUCGUCGAGAAGCAGCAGUCGGAGAUCGCCGCCGUGCGCGGGCAGGCUGCCGCGAAAGAGCGCGGGAUCGAGCACGCGCGCGCGGCGAAGGAGCUCCGCGCGAAGGUGCGAGACUUGGAGCAGGAGAUGGUGGGGCUGAGGCAGCUCGAGAAGACGCACAAGGAGACGACGCAACGCGCGCGGCGGCUGCAGGCGCAAAACGAGCAGUUCCGCGCGCGGCUGCAGAGCGGCGCGGACGCGGAGAUGCUCGCCGCCGCGCGCGAGGACGCGGCGUCGACCGCGCUUCGUCUCGCGGAGACACGAGAUCUUCUCGUCGUCGCGCAGAGGGACGCGGCGGCGGCGAGGCAGGACGCGCUGGAAGCGAUGGACGCCGCCGUGCGCGGCGGCGGCGGCGGCGGCGGCGACGCGGCGGCGGAGAUCGCCGCGCUUCGCGCGGAGAACGCGGACCUCAAGGUGGAGCUCGACGCGCUGGACCCCGCGUUCUUCGACGAGGUGAUGGAGAUGAAGCGCGCGUACCACGAGCAGAGCAGGACGCUCGAUCGGUACGAAGCCACGCUCGCGGACUACGCGGAGAGGCUGGGGGUUUCGUUCACCCCGGCGCGACGCGCGAGCGGGGAACGAUAG
Micromonas pusilla CCMP1545 is the source of this 7476-nucleotide messenger RNA. RefSeq lists its product as uncharacterized. Bases 1 to 7476 code for a protein of 2491 amino acids. The transcript has 3 exons. NCBI's taxonomy places the organism in Eukaryota, Viridiplantae, Chlorophyta, Mamiellophyceae, Mamiellales, Mamiellaceae. The record is from RefSeq and is a predicted model, not a curated record.